AUGGCAGAAGCAGAAGAUGAUCCUCUAGAAAAGCUGCUUCUAAAAUUACACAAGUUGAAAAUAGGACCGGUAGAGCUAGAGUGGGAGUUAAGAGUAUUUGGCCUCCAUUGUCAUGUCCCAUUAUGCUGGAGAGAGAUGGUGUUAUUGUUGAUGUUCUUGCUGUUUCUGGUCCAACAAAUAUGUGCGAUAAAUGAGCAAGAGUACGCUCUUGAUUGUCCCACUUCUUCCUGUGGGAAAAUCGCAAACAUAAGGCCUCCAUUUAGGUUGAAAGGUGACCCAAUAUAUUGUGGCGACAACAGGUAUGAGCUGGAUUGUGAAAACAAUGUGACGGUGUUAUAUUUGUACGGGGGAAAAUAUCAUGUGCAGGCCAUCAACUACAAUAAUUUCACAGUCCGAGUGGUUGAUCCAGGAGUUGAAGAACAAAGCUUCUCACUUCCACGCUAUUUCCUGUCUCAAUCCAAUUUCACUGAUAAUUAUCGUGCUGUAGAUCCAUACCGAGCCACUCAAGCCCAAUUGUCUAAACUUAGUUUUAACGAGAAGAGUCUUUUCAAGCACAUAAUUUUCAUGAAUUGCAGCCAUCCAGUGAGUGAGAAUUAUAAGUACGUGAACACUACUCCGUGGGUGAAGUGGGAGACAAAAGGGUAUACAUAUGCCAUUGCUGGUGACUUAACAGCAGCGGACUUUGAAGUUGGUUGUCGUAUAAAGCUGCUUUCUCCGACGUCGUGGUGGGGUUUGCACGCAAAUAAAUCUUCCUACACUAUGAUGAACUCAGCGCUACUUUAUGGAUUUGAGAUGUCGUGGCUACAUACUGGCUGUGAGGAUGAAUGUGGAAACUCAUCUCAUGGCGAGUGCUAUUUCGACUCUUCCAUCCUCAAGCUUCAAUGCACCCUCUUCUGCAACGAUAUAUUCGGACUACUGCAAACGGAAUGUGAUUUUGUGACUUAUGUUUGGACAGGAGUCCAUGCAACAAUAAAAGAAGGGAACCUAAUAUUUGAAAAAGUAGACCUUAGCUUUGCAUCAAUAUCAUUUAUCAUUGGACGCUAUGCUUUACCAUUAUUCUUGCUACUCAGAUUUUUGUUUGCGGUGACAUUACUUAUUGUGAUUUUGAUAUACAAAUGGCGGAGAAGGCAUUUAUCAAUGUAUGAAAAUAUUGAAAAUUAUCUAGAAGACAAUAACUUGAUGCCUAUUAGAUACUCAUACAAGGAAAUCAAGAAGAUGGUUAAAGGUUUCAAAGAAAAAUUGGGUGAAGGAGGUUAUGGCUCGGUGUUCAAGGGAAAAUUAUCUAGUGGAACUUGUGUGGCAAUAAAAAUGCUAGGUAAAUCAAAAGGUAAUGGACAUGACUUUAUCAAUGAAGUUGCUAUCAUUGGAAGAAUACAUCAUCAAAACAUAUUACAGUUAAUUGGAUUUUGUGUUGAGGGUUCAAGACGUGCUCUUGUUUAUGAAUUCAUGUCCAAUGGAUCUCUUGAUAAAAUUAUUUUUUCUAAAGACCAAAGUGUAGAUUUUGGUUAUGACAAAAUAUAUAAUAUGUCAAUUGGGAUAGCUCGAGGAAUUGCUUAUCUCCACCAUGGAUGUGAGAUGCAAAUUUUGCAUUUUGAUAUAAAGCCACACAAUAUUCUACUUGAUGAUGAUUUCAUUCCAAAGGUAUCUGAUUUUGGAUUGGCAAAGCUAUAUCCGGUAGAUAAUAGCAUUGUCACCAUGACAACAGUGGGAGGAACAAUUGGAUAUAUGGCUCCAGAAUUGUUUUAUAAAAACAUUGGGAGAAUAUUUCAUAAGUCUGAUGUUUAUAGUUUUGGAAUGCUUUUGAUGGAAAUGGCAAGUAGAAGGAAAAACUUGAAUCCCCAAGUAGAGCAUUCAAGCCAAAUUUACUUUCCCUCUUGGAUUUAUGAAAACAUUAGAGAACAAAAAGAUAUAGAACUAGAAGGUAUCACAGAAGAGGAAAAGAAAAUAGCAAAGAAGAUUAUUGUAGUUGCACUAUGGUGUAUACAAAUGAAUCCAAAUGAUCGUCCCUCUAUGAACAAAGUAGUAGAAAUGCUCGAAAGAGAUAUAGAAAACUUGGAAAUUCCUCCAAAAUUUUCUUUAUAUCCAUGUGAAGCUGCGGAAAACUCCAAACAAACAAUAACAAGUGAAUUUAUUAGUUAUUCUAGUACUCUAGAGAAUCAGAACCAAUCCUACAAUAGGGUAUAA
Messenger RNA from Vigna unguiculata (cowpea), 2184 nucleotides. RefSeq names its product LEAF RUST 10 DISEASE-RESISTANCE LOCUS RECEPTOR-LIKE PROTEIN KINASE-like 2.4. NCBI's taxonomy places the organism in Eukaryota, Viridiplantae, Streptophyta, Magnoliopsida, Fabales, Fabaceae. Gene Ontology annotation, biological process: protein phosphorylation. The record is from RefSeq and is a predicted model, not a curated record. Gene Ontology annotation, molecular function: ATP binding; protein kinase activity; polysaccharide binding.